CCGCCCUGCGGUGCUAGCUCCUACUGCCCCUCAGCCACAGUCAACCUCCCAGCCAACAGCUGGACCAGUUCAGCCUGCUGCUGACGCUCAGCAGGUCUGAGGAAUGUAAGCAGAUCCUCCCAAAGGAGCAGCAAGAGUGGGUCAGUCUGGCCAAUUUCACAAAGGACAAGCAGCUCAAAUGUGUCCUGAAAAGCCAGCUCGAGCUGUGGUACUCCCCUCCUCUGCCUCUUAACAUCAUCCAUCAGCCUCCAGCUUCUCCCACCGCCUACUUCCUCCGGCCGUUCUGCCUCUGGAUGCCCUACCGCCUUUGGGCCUUUAAGUUUGUUUGCACCCAGCCACAGUGCAAGCGUUAAAAGCUCAGGCUGUGGGGUGUACAAGACGGUCUGGAGGGAGCUUGACGUGGAUGACUGGUAUUAUAUGGGGACAGAAUACCUGGAGUGCCGCAUCUGUAAGAGGAAGCUAGCAGGAUGGUCGCUGGAUGUCUUGAACCAGCUGGACGCAAGUCAUCGCUCUAAGUUCCCAGCCAUCUUGACUUACAGGCUGUCCUGUGACCUGAAGGUGGUCAGGCUGAUGAGAGAGAGGACACUGGGGAACAGUGUGACCAGGCUGUACAACCAGCUGAGGGAGCAGCACAYCCUGACCUGGAUGAGUCGGACCCUGGACUACCUGURCGUCUGUGACCACUUUGUAGUCCCAGGUGCAGCACCGCUGAGGGUAACACCUCCUCCUCCCUUUUUGGAUGUGCCCUCAGCCCAGUGGCUGCUGACUGUCCACGGCUACGACGUUCUGUURCAGCUGGAGGACUUCAAGGCCAGAGUCACCUCCACCUUUGGGUCCAUCCUGAAGAUGGAUUCAACCAAGAAGGUGACCAAGAAACUAGCUGGGGCAGCACAKGGGACAGCAGCGUGGGCCACAAACAUGGGCAAUGAGUACGGCCAGGUACUCAUMACGGUCCUCACUGACAGCGAAGGAGAGGGCCUGCUCCACAUGGCAGCUGGCCUCCAGCAGCGCUACAGUAGAGCUGGAGUGGCACCUCCCAAGCUGCUCUAUGUCGACCGGGACUGCUGCGCCCUGAUGGGAAAGGGGAAGACGGCAGCCAUGUUCAGCCAGUGGGAUGAYCUCAUCGUCCGGCUGGAUGUGUGGCACCUCAUCCGUCGUUUUGCUCGGGGAGUGACCACAGAGAGCCAUCCUCUGUAUGCUCUCUUUUUGCAGCGGCUCACCUCCUGCAAGUUGGUGUGGUGUGCAGAUGAUGUGGAGCGCCUGCGGGAGGCCAAGCGAGGGGAACUCAAGGAGAGCCACAUCACGGGGCUCAGCGAUGCACUGGUGAUGAAAAGAAUCAGCUCGAAGGAGAUGGCUCGGCACUGUCGUCGCCGCACGAGCGGGGCGGAGGAGACCGAGCGUCUCAUCGGGGAGCAGACACCAUGGGCAUCCGGCUCCUGGACCGUGACAGAAUGCAGGCCAUCUGGCAGACCCAGAGACAACACCUGGUCUGCAUUCAGGACCCCCCUGGUGUCAGCAUCUACACCAACAAGGAUGUGACCAAGGGAGGGGUCAUCCUGCCUGUGUUGCGCUGCUCAUGAACAAGUACGUGUGCCGAGCACUUUCAGACCUACCUCCUUGAAGGGUUGGUUGGGUGGAAUGAGGACCGUGCCGAAGCUGCAGGGGAGGGAG
This is a messenger RNA of Salvelinus sp. IW2-2015, 1671 nucleotides long. RefSeq lists its product as uncharacterized. NCBI's taxonomy places the organism in Eukaryota, Metazoa, Chordata, Actinopteri, Salmoniformes, Salmonidae. The record is from RefSeq and is a predicted model, not a curated record.